AUGACCGAUCUCGCCCCCCAUCUCGAGCGUCUGGGCCUUGAGCAGUACCUCGAUGCCUUCAUAGGCGAGGGCUUCGAUAGCUGGGAGACCCUAACAGACAUUCAAGAGAGUGACUUUGAUGCCCUUAAUGUCAAACUUGGCCACCGCCGGAAACUGCAGCGCGCGAUCGCUGAAUACCGAGGCAUCUCCUACGAACGCCUCGUUGGGUCACCCGCGCAGGAAACGCUGACGGACAGUGGCAGAGCUCCUGAGAGCAGUGCACCCCCUGCCCUGGGUACGGAACGGGCGUCGGGGCCGCCUCCCGAGACCAAGAGGAAGUAUAGGCGUCAUCCCAAGCCCGAUGAAAAUGCUCCCGAGCGCCCUCCUUCCGCCUACGUGAUAUUCUCGAACAAGGUGCGUGAAGAGGUGAAGGACCAGAACCUGUCGUUCACACAGAUUGCCAAACUCGUGGGCGACCGAUGGCAGAAACUGGAUCCUGCCGGCAAGGAGCCAUUUGAGAGCCAGGCCAACGCCGCUAAAGAAAGAUAUAAUAUCCAAUUGUCCACAUAUAGAAAGACCGAGGCGUACAAGGAGUAUAUGCAGUAUCUCGCGGACUUCAAGAGCAAGCAUGGGCAGACGUCGGAGCCAAAGAGGCCUAAGCUCGACGCCGAAUCCAGCGGCAGCAUCAUUUCCGCGAAGUCACUGGAGACCAAUCCUGACAUUGUCUCACAGCUUUCCGGCCAUGCCAGGGGAGGUUCAGUCGGGUCUGUGGCAUCGUCGCCUUUCAUCGGUGGUGGGACGCAACCUACGUCGCGGCCACCGCUGCCCUCCUCGCGUAGCGGCUCGCCUCCGGCGCUCCAGCAAAGUCGAGACUACUUCCGUCCUGGUGUGCCCUCGCGUCACAGCUCAAUCUCAGACGAGUCAUCCACAGUACGCAGUGAUCUACCGGAGCCGUUGAUGCGCACGGCAACUCUGUCACUUGGGAUUCCUCCGUCGGCGGCCACACCACCUCUUCAGCCGCAGGCUUCAAGCGCGUUGCUCGUGGAUUCGAUGGGAUCCCCUGAUGUACCUGCACGGCAGAGGCUUUUGUACGGAAUGCAGCAGCAGCCUUUGCAUCCGCCGCAGCACCAAUCGCCUCAAUACCAACAGCAGCGUUCAAGCUUUUCUGCCGCGUCUGGUAUCAGUGGCGCGCCUCCACCAAGCGCGGCUUUCCCGCCAAACUUCUCCUCCCCGACCAUGCAAGAGAGACCAUGGGGAAGCCGCCCGGUUGAUAUCCGCGGAUACGCAGACCAACCAGCAGGUGGUCAUUCUUCUCUGCCAUAUGGGCCGGUCGGGAUGCAGCAACCACAUCCUCCCCAACUGCCACCACCUUUCCCGCCAGACCGUGUCCCCGAAUUCUCUCACGGGCCCUAUUUAAGGACCCUUCCACCUCCUCGAAGUCGGUCGACCGUGGGUACAGCACCGGGAGAGAGUGGUUCGCCGGCGCCAACGAAUCCGUUGGCGUUCCGCAGGCCGGGGCUGGAGGACUCUCAUCCUGUACUGGAGCGGUCCGAAAGCGAUGCGGCCAGCACCCUAGCUGGAUUGGCCGCCACACCCAUCUCCCGCCUGGACACGGACAGGCCGUUCGACUAUCCACCACCUCCCCGAACUGCGCCUUAG
Molecule: messenger RNA, 1638 nt
Organism: Capronia coronata CBS 617.96
Lineage: Eukaryota; Fungi; Ascomycota; Eurotiomycetes; Chaetothyriales; Herpotrichiellaceae
Exons: 3
Coding region: 1-1638 (545 amino acids)
Biological process (GO): regulation of gene expression
Cellular component (GO): nucleus
Molecular function (GO): protein binding
Source: RefSeq, a predicted model, not a curated record